UGUUGCAGGCCCAUCUGGAAACAUAUAGGUUACUAUCUCCCUCCUCCUCUGUUUCUUUUUUUUUUAAAUGACACGUAAAAAAAAAUAAAACAAGAGCAUACAGGCUACUGUAGGGGAGUGCCCCUUUAUAAACAGCCCCCUUUAAUUAUGUGAGGUCAACUUUUUUUUUUUUUUUUUACUUUUACCAAGAAGCAGCCAAAAAAAGAAUAUGAACCCAUACAGAUUCCCUUUUUCUAAAUAAUCCUUCCAGAGAACAGAUCCUCUAAAACUUCAGGAUCAGCAGGCUACCAACGGAAAGACAUCUUUUUAAUUCAUCCACAAAAAAACACCCUUCCCAGGUGUCAGGUGCAUUGAAAUGCCAGAGGACUAGCAAAAGAGCAGGUAGUUGUUUUCUGUCGUGUUUGUGACUAUACAGAUAAAGGGUCAUAAAGAUUUCACUCAUCACUGACUCCUACAAUAGGAACUGAGCUGAAAAAAAUAAGGAAUCAAAGAGAAGCUCACAAGAGUCAAGGACAUGCCUUCACAGGCUUUGGGUUAGAAAUCCCACGAGGAAGGCCACUGGGACAGCGUCAUGGUGACACUAGGAGCUGAGACAAAGAGGACUGAAAACCAUGGCAAUAAUAUGGAGCCUUCUGGCUUGGGCCUUCACCCUUACUGCAGCUAGGACUGUGAAAGUCAGGGUUCCCAAGCAGCCUUCUAAAGCCCAAGUCACUGCAUCGUUGGGAUGACAGCAGCCAGUGAAGUCCUCUCCUCUGACCCAGCAGAUUUCCUCUCCAGUCUGAGCCAUUAUGAGAUCGCAUUCCCGGCACAGGUGGACCAGAAUGGGAACUUCCUGACCUACGACCUCCGUCAAGCCCCACCAAGUUUUCGACGCCCCAGGAGGAGUCUUUCCGAAGAGACAGAGCGCCAACUCUUCUAUCGGCUACAAGCACAGAGUUCUACAUUUCUUCUUAAUCUAACCCUGCAGACAGAGCUUCUGGGCCAGCACUUUACUGUAGAGUAUUGGAAGAGUGGAGGUGUGGACUGGAAGCAUGAACUCUAUGAGGAUUGUCACUAUGUGGGUCACAUUCAAGACCAGCAGCUAAGCUCCAGGGUGGCCAUCAGCAACUGCAAUGGCCUGCUUGGAGUUAUAGUAUCAGGGGAUGAUGAAUAUCUCAUUGAACCACUUCCCGUGGGGAGCAACUUCACCCACAAUGGCGAGGGGACGCCACAUGUGGUAUACAAAAGGUCAUCUUUGCAACGCCAACACUUGGAGGCUGCCUGUGGGGUAAUAGAUGACAAGCCUUGGAAAGAUCGCCAUUGGUGGAUGCGGAACCCAAGGCCCCCGCCUCUUCGGCCAGGAUCCAACCAGACACAGCAAGGACCAUUUCCCCUUAAGCGGUCUGUUAGUGCAGAAAGAUAUGUAGAGACCUUGGUUGUAGCAGAUAAAAUGAUGAUUGGCUACCAUGGGAGGAGAGACAUUGAACAGUAUAUUCUUGCUAUUAUGAACAUUGUUGCCAAACUUUUCCAGGACUCAAGUCUGGGGAACAUUGUGAACAUCAUGGUCACACGUUUAAUUCUCUUGACAGAGGACCAGCCAACACUAGAGCUUAAUCAUCAUGCUGGAAAGUCCCUUGACAGCUUCUGCCGGUGGCAAAAAUCCAUUGUAAGCCGUAAUGGUAAUGCAAUUUCAGAGAGUGGCAUUGCUGAUCAUGACACAGCAGUACUUAUAACCAGAUACGACAUUUGCAUUUACAAAAACAAGCCAUGUGGAACACUAGGUUUGGCACCUGUGGGUGGGAUGUGUGAGCGAGAGAGAAGCUGCAGUAUAAACGAAGACAUUGGCCUAGCUACCGCUUUCACUAUUGCACACGAGGUGGGACACACAUUUGGUAUGAAUCAUGAUGGAAUUGGUAAUGGAUGUGGUUCCCGAGGCCAGGAGACAGCCAAGCUCAUGGCAGCCCAUAUAACUAUGAAGACCAACCCAUUUGUGUGGUCUGCUUGCAGCCGGGAUUACAUAACUAGCUUCUUAGAUUCAGGCCUGGGUGUGUGUUUAAACAAUGCUCCACCACGUCAGGACUUUGUAUAUCCCACCCAAGCUCCAGGACAAGCGUAUGAUGCAGAUGAUCAAUGCCGCUUCCAACAUGGAGUUAAAUCUCGCCAGUGUAAAUAUGGGGAAGUUUGUAGUGAGUUGUGGUGUCUUAGCAAAUCUGGCCGUUGCAUCACUAACAGCAUCCCUGCAGCUGAGGGGACCAUUUGCCAGACAAACACAAUUGAAAAGGGGUGGUGUUAUAAGAGGGAAUGUGUUCCCUUUGGAACACGUCCAGAGGGAGUGGAUGGAGCAUGGGGAUCCUGGUCUUUGUGGGGAGAGUGCAGCAGGACCUGUGGAGGAGGUGUAUCUUCAUCUGUCCGUCACUGUGACAGCCCAAGGCCUACUAUUGGAGGAAAGUAUUGUCUGGGCGAGAGAAAGAGAUAUCGAUCAUGCAAUAUUGAUGACUGCCCCUCUGGCUCGCAGGAUUUCCGGGAAAUGCAGUGUGCAGAGUUUGAUAAUGUGCCUUUUCGGGGAAAAUAUUACUCAUGGAAGAGCUACAGAGGAGGUGGUGUAAAGUCUUGCUCACUUAACUGCCUGGCCGAGGGAUUCAACUUCUAUACUGAGCGGGCAGCUGCCGUGAUUGAUGGGACCCUCUGUAGACAGGACUCCUAUGAUAUCUGUGUCAAUGGGGAGUGCAAGCAUGUAGGCUGUGAUCGGAUCUUGGGUUCUGAUACCAAAGAAGACAAAUGUCGUGUUUGUGGAGGAGAUGGCAGCACUUGCGAGACUAUUGAGGGUAUCUUUAACCAGUCCCUGUCAGAGGGAGGAUAUGAGGAAGUCAUUUGGAUCCCUAAAGGCUCAGUACAUAUUGAUAUUCGCCAGCUUAACAUAUCACUCAGUUACCUAGCCUUGAAAGCAAAGGAAGGCAGUGAAUAUUAUAUCAACGGAAGGUUUCCUCCAGAUACCCCUCGAAGAUUUGAUGUAGCUGGCACCAUCUUUCAUUACAGGAGGCCUCAGGAAGAGCCAGAGUCAUUGGAGGCUUUAGGGCCUACUAAUACCACAUUGAUUGUUAUGGUGGCAGUAAGAGAGGAACUGCUGCCUGGAAUCCGGUACAAGUUUAAUGCCCCAAUCAAUCGAGUCACACAGAACAGUUACGCAUGGUUUCUCAGCUCAUGGGCCAAGUGCUCAGCCAUUUGUGCUGGAGGUGUGCAACUUCAGCGGGUGCUCUGUAAAAAGGUUUCUGACGGAUCCACUGUCUCUGAGGACUUGUGUGAUCAAAGCACCAGGAUUCAGGAGAAGCAGCGUUCAUGCAACACUGAACCCUGUCCCCCUGAGUGGGCAUUAGGUUCUUGGUCUGAGUGCAGUCGUAGCUGCAAUUCUGGAGUACGCACUCGCAGUGUAAUAUGUCAGCGUCGGGUUUCGGCAAGUGACAAGAAGUCUCUGGAUGAUGCCUCCUGCCCUCAACCUCGCCCAUCCAUGCUUGAACCCUGCAACACAGACACAUGUCCACCUGAAUGGGUGCCUUUGGACUGGUCUGAGUGCACCCCAAGCUGUGGGCCUGGGUACAGACACCGAGUUGUUCUGUGUAGGAUUGGUGACCAAGAUACCACCUUACCCCAUUCCCACUGCCAAGCUAUGGAUAAACCUGCAACAAGUAUGCGCUGCACCUUACAGAGAUGCCCACCAUCCCGCUGGAUCACAGGUGAAUGGGGAGAGUGUUCAGCUAAUUGUGGCCUUGGGCAACAGAGACGAUCUGUGCAAUGCCUGAGUCACAUAAGACAGCCUUCGAUAGAAUGCACAGAGUCUCUCCGUCCAUCUGCAAUGCAGCAGUGUGAAAACAAAUGCCUGGCCGACCCCUCUGACAGUCCAGAUGAAUGUAAGGAUGUGAACAAGGUGGCGUACUGCCCUCUGGUGCUGAAGUUUAAAUUCUGCAGCCGACCUUACUUCAGACAGAUGUGUUGCAGAACCUGCCAAGGCCAUUGAUCUUCUCUCACAACAGCCAUCUCUCUGGAUAUAUUUUCUCUAUCUUGAAGUUGGCAUAUAAUGUCAGCUCUCUGUUUUAUACCAUGUUUUCUUUCACAUCUACAGACUCUAGUCUUCAUCUCAUCACACAUGCCAAGGCUUCCUUAUUCGGUAUCUAUUCAAUGUGUCAUCUGCUUAAAACCUAUAAGUGGGUGCAGCCUGGUGGUCUGUAGAUAUGUUUGGCACACGAAGCGAAAGCACUGAGAUGUCAGUACUAAUUGAACAAAUCCAGUCUUGCCAUUUUGCAAACAUUAUAGCUGCAGGCUGUAAUGUUUCUGUGCCAAUGCAAAUUAACGUACUGUAUGUACUGACAUUUUGUACUUCAGAAAGGGAAACUAAAAAGCAGUAUUUCAUACCUACAUGAAAAUCUGACAAAAGAUUUCAGUAUCUUCUUAUUUAACUUUUUUUUUUUACCCACUGUAUUUUAUUUACUCAGUUUCACUGCUUCAGUUUGUAAAUCCCUCAUCAGCUUAGUAUGGCCAUAUGCACUCAAGAACCAGUGAAUCAGCAGGGGAUGUGAAACUAGUGUAGUAAAGAGGAUGCAAGUGUGGAGUGCUUUCAGGGAAACAUUAUAAAACACUUCUCAAUAUGAAAAACGUUUCAUACAUUCAACUUUUGUUUACUCCUCAUUUUCCUACACUACAAUUCUCCCAAAGUCUUUCAUUCCGAAUUUUCCAAUUUCCUCAACCCCAAAAUCUUUGAGUCAUUCUAAAUUCUAAUAAGAUCUGUAAGAGUUUUUCCUUUUUAUUGCUUAGGUGCUAUUUAAGCCAUAUACAGAUGCAUUGAGGGUUCUUUUAAGCCAUUUCCCCUUGUGGCCUGUGGAUAUUCAAAGCACUGCUGGAAGACAAGGGGGUGAUUCCCUAGUUACUAAUAUCUUUAUUAAAGAAAGAAAUAUAUUUUAUAAUCUGUAUAAAUGAAUUGCCCUUCCAAUACUUUUUCCAUUAUUUACAAACAGAGCAGCUUUAAAUUGGGUAUGAGUUGAUCAAAAUAUACAUAUGGGAUCUGUUAUCUGGAGAAAACUGUUAACCAGAAUGUUCUAAAAACUGGCAAUAUCUUUAUAUUACUUAAAUAAUCAGUUCUUUAUUUUAGCCCAUUUUACUGCAAUUACUAUAUAAACCAGUGCCUUCCAGAUAGCAGGUCCCAUACCUGUAAGGCUUUGGGCAAUGUUAUCUAUAGGUAAUAUGUAAUCUAAUUUUUUUCUGCCUUUAAUUGCUGUUAAACUAAAAGAAUUUCAACAACAGUAUUCAGGUAGAACUUAUGUCCAUGUGGCAACUCUGUGUCUGUACAUCAUUUAAGUGUAGGGAUAAGCAACGUUCCACACUCCUUUUGCUGGGAGGACUCUAAUAAACAGUCUCCAAGUUUAAUUUUGUUGCUGAUGGAAGUUGAGAAGUUGAAUAAAAAUGGCUGAAUAUUAGAUGUCCCCAAGCUGUUCAUAUCUCUCCUACAGUUCUGCCCUCUGAAUAGCAAGAGCAAAAUCAAGCUGAACUUGCACACAGUACGAGAACCCACAAGUGCCAAUCCUAUUGCUUUCAGUAUUUGAUUCCCAGAUGUGAGUAUGCAGUUAAGCAUAGUAAAACACAACAUUUCCAGCAAGUUUCCAUUGUCAUUGAGAGCAGGCACUAAUAACUAAUUUUUGUCAGAAAGAUCACUUAAUUAAAUUUAGUUUCAAGGGCCAAACACUCAAAACCAUGGGAAUUUCCAGGGACAGAGUAUGAAGCCUUGUGUAUGUGAAUGUCACUGAUAUAAGAGACUUGCUUCUAUUAUAUUGUAAAUCAUAGGUGCAACAAAAUUUGCAUGGUUUGUCUGCAACUGGAGACUUCUUUACACUCGAGCACUCAGGGCGAGAAUAAUGUGUGUGUGCAAAGAAGCAGAGUGGGGAACAUUUUGCUAAAAGGAUAAAGCAUGUGCAGUCCCAGUAGAAUGAUGUAACAUGGCACUGAAAGAUUUGCAUGCAUGUGGAAUAUUUAACAUUUUUGUAGGCAUAAAUUGUAUUUUACCUGCAGUUCAUUAAGCAUAUAUGUAUUUAUCUUAGUAUGUUCUUCUUAAAUUGAAGGGAGAUGAGUAUGGCUUACAGUAGCCAUAAAGGAGCAGGCUGAAUAAUACAAAAUGCUAGAAUACUGCUCUCCAACGUCUUCCAUGAUAUGCACAUAUUUGAGGGCCAAAAUAGGUUAAAACCGUAAAAUAGGCAGACUGAGGGCCUUGGAGGAUUGUAUCUGGAUCUACAAUCCAGUUCGACAGCCUGCUCUAGAAAGGAAAAACCAAUGCUUGUUUUGAUUUAAUUUACUUUUUACUGAAAAUGUUUACGAUUAUGGUGCUAUUAUGUUUAUGCAAUUUUUACUUUCAUUAUCUGGAGCUAGGGGAGCAAAGACGUUCAGUUUAUCAACACUAGUCAUUGCAGCAGCGCCAGCAGAUCACAAUUAAACAAAUAGAAUAUGGAAUUUCAGGGCAGUGCAAUGGCCUCAGCAGAAAACACAUGCCAAGAUGUAUGCCCCUGAUCUGUAAAUAGAUUAUAAACUUACCAACUUUGUAAAUUAUAAAGAUAUUAGAACAAUAUGUUAAUACAGUUCAAUGACAAGGUCAUACAUGAAGUACAGAUUACAGUGCUCCAAUUUGACUUCUAAUAAGCUUGUGGGGUACACAAUCAAUUUUACACUUUACACUAUACAACAGUCAUUGCCAAAAUGUGGAACAGGCAUCCCUGGCUAACUGAGAAGUUGUUGGAGAUCUAGCUAGGAUAAGUUUGGCUAGAUUUCCUAUAUGCUUUCUGAGAUACUCCUUUAUUCCCCUCAUAAAAGUCAUCUAGAGUAUUGGUUAUUUGCUGUCCUAGCUAUUAGCAGAACUUUGGCUAAAGAUACCCACCCCUUCUACUCUUAUAUAGCACAAGAAUGUAUUCAAUACAGUUCAAUAGCACUACCAGUUAAGUCUAGCUAAUUCACUUUAUGUUUCACAUAUAACAGGGAGGGACACUAGAGGGACCACCGGGAAUAAACCACAGGGAUGGUCUGCAAAGGCACACUUUUCCUUUACCACAUCCUUAUAUGCUCCCUGUACCCUCUGUACAUAUAGAUACCAUCUCAUCCAAAAACUCUUACAUUAGCAUUACAAUACAUACAUGUUCUUCACUUGUUGAAUGCACUGUUAGAAUGCCUGCCUACAGUAAACAUCAUCGUAAUAUUCCUAACAGUUAUCCUCAACCUAGGCAUAAUGAUAUUCUGUACUUGUUAUUUAUACUUGGUACACAGUCCAAUCAUGCUUCAAGACUGCAGCUACUAGAAAAGUCACCACCUAUUCAUUCCACAGCAACGGAUGAAAUAAAAAUUGAUAUAAAGCGCUACCAAUGUCCAACUCCUCUUCCUUGUAAGGCUUUAUAACUUGCAGUGGAAGUUAGGCACCUCCUAGAAGACCUUUUCUCAAAUUUUACAGAUAUCUGUGCUCUAAGGGAAAGGGAUAUGGGCCAAACCACUGGGGGACAUUCUUCAGUAUUUUCAAGCUUCUACAAAAAAUAUACAAAAGCUCAGACUCAUAUAUUAGAGAUUGUGUACCUUUCAUUACAUUUAUUGCAACUCACUGCUGACUUCAUGCCUGUUAUGAUCAUGAAACACCUUGAUAACUUCCAAUGUCCAUAUAAUUUACAACAGAGAGACACUUAUAUUAAAUAUAUUACGAUUUCCCAUGUUUCAAUUUAAUCAUGCAGAGGAGAUAUAGCACAGUUAUUUAUAGGACAAUAUUAUUAGAGCCUUUUUUUACUUUUGUGAAAGCAUGUUUUUUUUAUUCUUGAAAUGUAUAUUUUCCAUGAAUCGUAGAAUCUACUGGGCACGCACAAAAAAAAAAAACCAAUGUGCCAGCAUGUAAAUUCAGCAUUUUGUGGGUUUCACAACUUGUUGUCUGGUAACAGAAAGAUCAAAAGACACAUGGAAAGGGUUAUUGUCAGAAAAUCUGAGAUCGCAACUCAAUUUAAGAUCUGCAACCUGUGGUUCUGCUGCUGCUCUACCAAAAGCCAGCAAUAAAAAAACAUUAUUGUUUUAUUGUAUCUUCGUGUUUAUACUGUAUUUGUUUGUUGUCGGCCCAAAUUUGGUAAAAGAAUAUUUCUUACACAAGAAUGAGAAUCCUCAAACGUAUAAGGCAUUUUGUUAUUAAAGAACCCCUUUAAAGGUU
Messenger RNA from Xenopus laevis (African clawed frog), 8185 nucleotides. RefSeq names its product ADAM metallopeptidase with thrombospondin type 1 motif 10 L homeolog (gene adamts10.L). The record is from RefSeq and is a predicted model, not a curated record. The coding region runs from base 725 to 3991 and encodes 1088 amino acids. Gene Ontology annotation, cellular component: extracellular matrix. Gene Ontology annotation, molecular function: metallopeptidase activity; metalloendopeptidase activity. The transcript has 25 exons. NCBI's taxonomy places the organism in Eukaryota, Metazoa, Chordata, Amphibia, Anura, Pipidae. Gene Ontology annotation, biological process: proteolysis; extracellular matrix organization.